This is a messenger RNA of Aspergillus mulundensis, 531 nucleotides long. Its product is annotated as mediator of RNA polymerase II transcription subunit 11. Gene Ontology annotation, molecular function: transcription coregulator activity. Bases 1 to 531 code for a protein of 176 amino acids. The record is from RefSeq and is a predicted model, not a curated record. Gene Ontology annotation, biological process: regulation of transcription by RNA polymerase II. The transcript has 2 exons. NCBI's taxonomy places the organism in Eukaryota, Fungi, Ascomycota, Eurotiomycetes, Eurotiales, Aspergillaceae. Gene Ontology annotation, cellular component: mediator complex.
AUGGCCGAAACCAAUAACCUUGAGCAACCCGCCAAGGUCUUUACAUCUGCCGAUCGCAUCCGCCAAUUGAACGAAAUCGACCAAGAUGUCGCCAAACUAAUCCACUCGGCCGGACUCGCAAUACAAGCGCUUACGAACGCCAGAACCAACGAUCCCUCCUCACCAUCCACCGACAACUCGCUCGACUCACAUAAAGCUCGAUUCAAGGAAGCUACGUCACAGUACUUCGCGCUUCUCUCGUCAAUCGAUGUCCGGCUACGUCGUCAGGUCUACGCUUUGGAGGAGGCUUCGAUACUUGCACCAGACUUGUCUUCUAGAGCUGGUGAUACUGGUUCGGGGGCGGCUGCGGGCACCUCGAACCCGUUAGAUGUUAGCUGGCUGAACAGCAGGAAGGAUACCGUGGGCAAGGAGAAGGAGGCGGAGCUAUGGGCGGCUGCGAGACAGUUUGUUCAGCGGAUCAACCAGGCGUCUCCUGGCGACGAGGCUAAAGUGAAGACGGAAGGUGGUCAGGAGAGCAUGCAGGUGGACUGA